Cetraspora pellucida is the source of this 265-nucleotide messenger RNA. The record is from the annotation of a GenBank genome assembly. Lineage: Eukaryota; Fungi; Glomeromycota; Glomeromycetes; Diversisporales; Gigasporaceae.
UCAGAAAUAGUGGAGAUCCAACCAAAAGGACCUAAAAUAAGUAUAACAAACUUACCAAAUAAUCAUAUGUCCAAUUCCCUGAUAUCCUCCCCUAAAAAUGUGAAAUUCCUUGAUCAAUCAGAAACUCCUGAAAUAGAAAUAAAUAAAUCUCACCUAAUAAAAGAUGAACAUUUUAGACUUAUUUCUAAAUGGAUCAAUAAAACGCCACCUAAAAGUGGAAUUAUUUCAAAACAUCUUACGCAAAUUAAACCGCAACAUAAACACG